GUGAAGAAGGAAACCCGGGAGUUGGUCCACCUCUCUUUUCCUCAGGCUGCCGGGAAGAUGGCGGACAUUCAGACCGAACGUGCGUACCAAAAGCAGCCCACGAUCUUUCAAAACAAGAAGCGUGUUCUGCUUGGAGAAACCGGCAAGGAAAAACUCCCUCGGUACUACAAGAACAUCGGUCUAGGCUUCAAGACGCCCAAGGAGGUACAAGACCCUGCAGCAGAUGAGACUCGUGUGGCCUUGCAUGUGGCAGCAGGGCCACCGCGCCCUUUUCGGAGUGGCUGCCUCCGGGGCUCGUGGGAAUUGUAGUUUGGUAGUUCAAGCUGCACUUUCUCAUCCUUUCAGGCCAUCGAGAGCACUUACAUUGACAAGAAAUGCCCGUUCACUGGCAACGUCUCCAUCCGAGGUCGGAUCCUGUCCGGUGAGUAAAAAACUGAGGUUGUGAAUGCAGGUCCCCGGCAGAUGAUGUCUGU
Microtus oregoni (creeping vole) is the source of this 473-nucleotide messenger RNA. RefSeq names its product 40S ribosomal protein S11-like. Gene Ontology annotation, biological process: translation. Bases 58 to 309 code for a protein of 83 amino acids. Gene Ontology annotation, cellular component: ribosome; cytosolic small ribosomal subunit. NCBI's taxonomy places the organism in Eukaryota, Metazoa, Chordata, Mammalia, Rodentia, Cricetidae. The transcript is spliced from 2 exons. The record is from RefSeq and is a predicted model, not a curated record. Gene Ontology annotation, molecular function: structural constituent of ribosome.